AUGCCUUCUGAUGAGCAGCUUCUUCUGUUGGAUUUCUGGGUCAGUCCAUUUUCCACGAGGGUGAAAAUUGCACUAGCUGAGAAAGGGUUGUCGUAUGAAAUUCAAGAGGAAGACUUAUUAGGAGGGAAGAGUGAUUUGCUGUUCAAAUCAAACCCUCUUUAUGCUAAAGUUCCAGUGUUGCUUCACAAUGGGAAACCCGUCGUUGAAUCCACCAACAUUGUGCAUUAUAUCGACGAGACAUGGCCAUCGCCCCAAUUGCUCCCCGCUUGCUCUUAUGGAAGGUCUCGGGCUCGCUUUUGGGCUGAUUUCAUAGACAAGAAGGUGUUCGAUGCAGGCAGCAAUAUAUGGAGGAGCAAAGGGGAUGAGCUUGAGGCUGCCAAGAAUGACUUCAUUGAUAUUCUUAAGAAGCUGGAAGGAGCCAUGGGGGUUAAGGACUACUUUGGGGGCGACGAAUUUGGGUUUGUCGAUGUUAUUCUCAUUGGCCUAACGACUUGGUUUUAUGCAUACGAGAAAUAUGGAGGAUUCAAGAUUGAGAAAGAGUGUCCUAAAUUUGCAGCUUGGAUUAAUAGAUGCAAGGAGAGAGACAGUGUUGCCAAAAACUAUAUUGAUCCUCAAAAGGCCUACGAGUUUGUCGGCUUGUUAAGGGAGAUGCAUGGUGUUGAAUAG
This is a messenger RNA of Fraxinus pennsylvanica, 666 nucleotides long. NCBI's taxonomy places the organism in Eukaryota, Viridiplantae, Streptophyta, Magnoliopsida, Lamiales, Oleaceae. The record is from the annotation of a GenBank genome assembly.